UAUUGGAAGAUGAAAAGCCAGUGAGUGUUAAUGAAGUACCAGACUACCAUGAGGACAUUCACACAUACCUUAGGGAAAUGGAGGUUAAAUGUAAGCCUAAAGUGGGUUACAUGAAGAAACAGCCAGACAUUACUAACAGUAUGAGGGCUAUCCUCGUGGACUGGUUAGUUGAAGUAGGAGAAGAAUAUAAACUAGAGAAUGAGACCCUGCAUUUGGCUGUGAACUACAUUGAUAGGUUUCUUUCAUCGAUGUCUGUGUUGAGAGGAAAACUUCAGCUUGUGGGCACUGCUGCUAUGCUGUUAGCCUCAAAGUUUGAAGAAAUAUACCCACCAGAAGUAGCAGAGUUUGUAUACAUUACAGAUGACACUUAUACCAAGAAACAAGUUCUGAGAAUGGAGCACCUAGUUUUGAAAGUCCUUGCUUUUGACUUAGCUGCACCAACAAUAAAUCAGUUUCUUACCCAGUACUUUCUGCACCAGCAGUCUGCAAACUGCAAAGUUGAAAGCUUAGCAAUGUUUUUGAGAUAGUUAAGUUUGAUAGAUGCUGACCCAUAUCUAAAGUAUUUGCCAUCAGUUAUCGCCACAGCAGCCUUUCAUUUAGCACUCUACACUGUCACGGGACAAAGCUGGCCUGAAUCAUUAGUACAAAAGACUGGAUAUACGCUGGAAACUCUAAAGCCUUGUCUCAUGGACCUUCACCAGACCUACCUCAGAGCUCAGUGGCAUGCACAACAGUCAAUAAGAGAAAAGUACAAAAACACAAAGUAUCAUGGUGUUUCUCACCUCAACCCACCAGAGACACUAAAUGUGUAACAGUGAAAGACUGCCUUUGUUUUCUAGGAUGUAAAUCACUCAAAGUAUAUGGUGUACAGAUUUUAUCUUAGGUUUUAAUUUUACAAUCAUUUCUGAAUACAGAAGUUAUGGUCUAGUACAAAUUAUGGUAUCUAUUACUUUUUAAAGGU
Mesoplodon densirostris (Blainville's beaked whale) is the source of this 961-nucleotide messenger RNA. Its product is annotated as cyclin-A2-like. Lineage: Eukaryota; Metazoa; Chordata; Mammalia; Artiodactyla; Ziphiidae. Gene Ontology annotation, molecular function: cyclin-dependent protein serine/threonine kinase regulator activity. The record is from RefSeq and is a predicted model, not a curated record. The transcript has a single exon. Gene Ontology annotation, cellular component: nucleus; cyclin A2-CDK2 complex; cytoplasm. Gene Ontology annotation, biological process: mitotic cell cycle phase transition; regulation of cyclin-dependent protein serine/threonine kinase activity.